AUGAGUUAUCCAAAAGAAAAGUCUUACAAGAAUGUCAUCAUCGGUGACAGCGGAGGCAAUCCCGUGGGCUUAGACGCCCCGCCGCCCGUGCCCGUAUACUACACCGAAUCGAAGCGAACAUGGCGAUCAUACUUCUGGUCUACUCUUGACGUGCCCAAGGAAGAGGCGUGGUUCUUGACCAAGCUUGACCUCACACUCAUCACGGCAUCCGCACUCGGUGUCAUGUGCCGCUAUCUCGAUCAGGUCAACAUUACCAAUGCUUUCAACAGCGGCAUGAAGGAGGACUUGUCUCUGUACGGAAACGAGCUCAAUUAUGCCACCGCUGUUUGGAGCGCGGCCUACAUCAUUGGGCAGGUACCGUCGAAUUUGCUACUGACACGCGUUAAUGUGCCCCUGUACAUUGCCUUCCUCGAGUUCUCGUGGAGCGCCUUUACAUUUGCCCACGCUGGCGCUAAAAGCAUCCGCGACAUAUAUGUGUUUCGCUUCUUAGUCUGUGGCUGUAUUUCUGUACCUUGCGCUAUUUGGACUGCAUUUGCCAUGCCUCAGUUACCAAGCCGCGCAAAGGCCAAUUGGGUCUUUACGGAUGCGGAAGUGAAACUUGCUCGCGCACGCAUGCCGACCGAAGCUAAGCCGCUGACCGGACUAUUUAAAUGGAAGGACGUCAAAAGAUGGCACAAGACAUGGCACGUGUAUCUGUUUCCUCUGUUUUUCACGUUCGCCGCGCAGUUCGGUCAGGCCGGAGGAUCCAGUAAGCUCAGCUCCGCAUGCCCCGUUCCAAUCAGGCAUGACUUCUUUGUUAUCGUUUACUGA
This is a messenger RNA of Phaeoacremonium minimum UCRPA7, 810 nucleotides long. RefSeq names its product putative major facilitator superfamily transporter protein. The transcript is spliced from 6 exons. Gene Ontology annotation, cellular component: membrane. Lineage: Eukaryota; Fungi; Ascomycota; Sordariomycetes; Togniniales; Togniniaceae. The record is from RefSeq and is a predicted model, not a curated record. Gene Ontology annotation, molecular function: transmembrane transporter activity. Bases 1 to 810 code for a protein of 269 amino acids.